Messenger RNA from Candidozyma haemuli, 4011 nucleotides. RefSeq names its product glutamine amidotransferase subunit. Gene Ontology annotation, biological process: glutathione catabolic process; proteolysis. The transcript has 2 exons. The record is from RefSeq and is a predicted model, not a curated record. NCBI's taxonomy places the organism in Eukaryota, Fungi, Ascomycota, Pichiomycetes, Serinales, Metschnikowiaceae. Gene Ontology annotation, molecular function: protein binding; peptidase activity. The coding region runs from base 1 to 4011 and encodes 1336 amino acids.
AUGACUGUGCAACUAACUUUAACGUUCGACAAGGACAAAGUCUAUAGCUGCGGUGAAUUUAUUGAUGUGACUAUCCAUUUAACCGUACAAGGCUAUUUCUAUCUCAGGAGUUUGGGUUUCUUCUUGAAGGGAACAGCUACGACCAUCGGUGUCUCCAAGCAGCUGCUCUUGCCCAGAAGAAGUAUGUGCAACAUAGACAAGACAACUUUCACUGAAGACAACACUACAGAGUUGAUUUCUCAGUAUGUUGCUGUCAUCUCAGAGGAGGAGCUUCUUUCCCCAGGGAAAUAUUGGCGAACUGGAAAGAUAAAGCUCCCAGAUUCGUAUACCAACUGUAAGAAGCCUAGCCUUGUGCCUGCCAUUUAUAGACAUUCAUUCCAAAGGCAUGAGGUUUACUUCUUACCGCCUUCGUUUUCCUAUGUCGGCACCGAAGGUGAGCUGGUUGAAAUAAGCUAUAAGUUAGUGCCCGUUUUGAAUGAGGAGUUGGAAGGGCCUGACCGUAUACUUGGAACUCCAUCCCACCUAACGUUCGAUCCCCAGUCAUGUUCGCAUGGACCAGACCUCUUGAAAGUGUUUACCAAAAAGAAUGAUUAUCAUCACGUUUUUUACGACAAUAAAAGCGUUGUCCAUGGCCAAUGGCAUCUGCCUUUUUCCAUUGCUUCUCAUAUUCAACGAAUCACUGUGGGAGCUUCUUUCGAAUACAAGGAUACUUUUGGCAACUGUGAAGGUAAUAUUGUCAGUAGAACGUUAAUCGCUGGAGAAAAUCUAUCUCGAUUCGUUGGCUAUGGGUUAGUCAUGCCCCCUGCCAUUAUUCACCCGUAUUUUGAAAGUCUAACGAGCAUAACCCAUCAACCAGAUAACAUAUUGUUAUCCAUUCAAGAUUUGAAGGUCAAGUUGUGUCAGAAACUUAGCUUUACAUCGAUUUCAAGAGUGAUUACUGAGGGCAGUGCCGAGACAUUACGGAGUACGAGACAAAAGAGAGGCUUUUAUGAAGAAGUGGCAGUUUUGGUGCAUCGUCCUGGAACAGAACGUUUGCUUUUAGAAAAGAGCCACUUUGAAAAUCAUGAAGGAAAGGAGCCCUUAGUCAAGUAUACUGGUAUGUUGCCUAGCACUUGGUUUGACGCUGUAAUUCCUGAGCUUCCAUCUUCAUUUGCUAUACUGGAAGUGUCGUUACAAUACUAUUUAGUGUUGGAGGCUAGUUGCACAACUGUUCAUGGACCAGCAGAGCCUAUCGUUUUAAGAGUGGAGAGUGCUGUCAUGGUUCACAAACCACCUAUGGUAUCUAACCUCUUUGCUCUUCCCAAUAACUUGAGUAAUGAUGACUUGCCGGCAGAAACACUUCCUUUGGUCCAUAAAUGGACGCACACUCACUCCAUUCUAUGCGUCACGCCGGCUCCAGGAAAAGAGUUGAUCUUCUGUGGAACGCAAGAUUCCAACAUCUUGGUCUUUGACUUGAAGAGCUAUAGUCUUAAGCAUAUCAUAAACUGUGGAAGAAACCACUUUGCAACGUCAGUUCUUUGCCUAACAAUUAGCCCAGAUGAGAGGUUCUUGUUCAGCGCAGGCUCUGACUCAUUAGUGAAGGUUUGGGACUUAUCACCUUUCGACGAUCCAGAUCUCUCCAACUAUAACAUCUCAUGCACUCAUAUCGUCUAUUCGUCGAUGGAUAUUGGUGACAUUUUCUCCAUUUACUGGUCUGAGAAACUUUCGGCAUUAUUCAUUGGUUCCCAGAACGCUUCUAUUCUGUGGUGCCGUUUGCCUUUAGAGCCCGAUGCAAAUGCUAAUAUUGCUAAGUCUAUUGAUCGCCUCCCACAUUUCAGGUAUGAUAAGUUUUUCGAUUCUAAAGGACCGGGCGGAUCCAUUAACAAAAUCCAAUCAGCGCAUCAAAUGCUCAAGAAUAGUUCCAGUUCCGAGGGUGGACCGUGCCUCGUAGAGAUCCAAAAUUCUGACGUGAUCCGUUUCGCCCACAACGGCUAUGUUUAUUGUUUGGAGUUCUUGACUGAUCUGAACGCCGCUGCAUUCUGCGACCUCUACACUUCAUCCCAGUACGAUGGCUUCUUAGCUAGUUGCGGAGGAGAUGGUGUAAUCAAAGUCUGGGGAAUCACUGCAAGUAGGGACGGCUCUAUAAAGCUAUCUUUACUCAGCAAGUUAGAGAAUGACGAAGCAAUCUUGUCCAUGCAUGUCGUCGACUCCACAAUUUGCGUUGGAUUGGGCGACUCCACAAUCAACGCAUGGGACUUGACCACUUUCCAGCUUACACGCUCAUUUAAAUUCAUCUCCAACCAAGCCAGGACAGAUGAGGUUUUAUCUUUAUGCAUUCAUAAUGGUUGCAUCUACAAGGCCACAAACAUGGGUGGCCUUUGCAAAUUCCCACUCAAAAGUGAUAUCCAUGGUGAUGCGCCUGAUGGUGACGAUGAGUCAAAAUCACACCCUGUCAGAAGCGCUGUGAGUUUCAACACCAUCCAGCAAGAAGAGCUUCAUGACGCUAACGAAAGUUCAGUUUUUGCCGUUCAAGCGUUUGAUUUUAGAGGUUCUACAUAUCUUCUAUCCGGAGGUGGCGGCUCGCUCUGCCUUUGGAAUAUCACUGAUGUCGGUGAUCCAGGUACUGCCAACUCGAACGAAGGAAACGGGCUUCUCAAGUUUUCCAAUGGUGUUGACACCUCUAACGAGCAUUUACUUGAGUCGUUAAGAAAAAUCAUAACAUAUAAGACUAUCUCAAAGUAUCCCAGCACCUACCUCGAAGACUCAAGAAGAUGUGCACAAUUUUUGAAUAAACUUCUACGGUUGCUUGGGGCAUCCGAGGCUAAACUUUUGCCUGUCCCCAACUGCAACCCAGUUGUUAUGGGAAGGUUCACGAGAAACGAAAAAGCAAGCCUUGACAAGGAACGCAAAACUCUCCUUUGGUACGGACAUUAUGAUGUCGUCGAAGCAGCGGCCGAUAAAGAGUGCUGGUCUACCGAUCCUUUUGAAUUGGUAGCAAAGGAUGGUAACCUAUACGCUAGAGGUGUAUCGGAUAACAAAGGUCCUACAUUAGCGGCAUUUUAUGCCGUGCUGGAUCUUCACAAGAAAGGAGAACUUCCGAUUGAUGUGGUUUUCAUUAUUGAGGGCGAAGAAGAGUGUGGCUCAAUUGGUUUCCAACAGGCAAUGCAUGAAAAUAAGGAUGCCAUUGGCGUGGUUGAUUGGAUCCUUCUCUCAAACUCUUACUGGCUAGAAGAUGAAGUUCCAUGUCUCAAUUACGGUUUACGUGGGGUCUUGAAUGCUUCACUUUGUGUGACAUCAGACAAGCCAGACAGACAUUCGGGGGUAGAUGGUGGGGUUUCGAAAGAACCAACAAUGGACUUGAUUCAAAUUCUUGGCCAACUCAUGUGCUCCACCCUGAACAAAAUUAAUAUCCCCGGCUUCUACGACGAUGUGUUGCCGAUCGACGAGACCGAAUUAAAGCUCUACCAGAAGAUCAAAGACGUGUCUCGGUCCCACGACAUCUCAAAUGCCGACCUUGAUACACUCCUUGCGAAGUGGAGAAAUCCUUCAUUGACGAUUCACAGGCUUGACGUAUCAGGUCCUAAAAACAAUACUGUGAUAUCGAAAAGUGCACAAGCCUCGGUAUCUAUUCGUGUUGUUCCCAACCAGGAUCUCCGCACAAUCAAGCAGGCCUUCACCUCCUACAUGCAGAAGUGCUUUGAUGCUUUGGGUACUGAGAAUGACCUUAAGAUCGAUAUUUUCCACGAGGCUGAACCUUGGUUGGGAAAUCCUAACAAUCUUGUGUUCAAAAUCCUUUAUCAAAACAUAAAGAAAAACUGGGGUCCUUCCUAUCCGGAUCCAUUAUUUAUUAGGGAGGGUGGAUCCAUUCCGUCCAUUCGCUUCUUGGAAAAGACCUUCAAUGCGCCUGCUGCACAGAUUCCAUGUGGGCAGGCAAGCGAUAAUGCACAUCUUAAGGAUGAGAAGCUCCGAAUCAUUAACUUGUUUAAGUUAAGAAGCAUCUUGACCGACUCCUUUAGAGAUUUGGGUCAUUAA